GAGGUUCAAGUAAUUUUGGCCAAACAACAAUCUCUCUUGGCUCAAAAGAACGAAAAUGAUACUGUCAAGUUAGAAUUUGAUCUCAUCGAUGAAACAUCAGAUGAAGUUGAAGUUUAUAAACUCAUUGGACCUGUCCUCAUCAAACAAGAUGCUGCCGAAGCUAAAUCAAACGUUGAAAAACGAUUGGAAUUUAUCAAGAAGGAAGUGGAAAAUGCUGAUAAAAAGAUUGAAGAAUCAUUAAAAAAG
Molecule: messenger RNA, 246 nt
Organism: Naegleria gruberi
Lineage: Eukaryota; Heterolobosea; Eutetramitea; Acrasida; Naegleriidae
Exons: 1
Biological process (GO): protein folding; chaperone-mediated protein complex assembly
Cellular component (GO): cytoplasm; prefoldin complex
Molecular function (GO): protein-folding chaperone binding
Source: RefSeq, a predicted model, not a curated record